AGUCGGUCGCGAGCAUAGAAAGCAUACGAUCAUCCUCAUGAACCUGAAACGAUUAAAGAAGGAAGAAGCUACUAGGAAUGAACGAUUCUUCGCCGUCACAUAGCUGGAUCUGAAAGAUGGCGGUGGCACAGAGGAUCUUUAACUCCACCCAGCCGUUCUACAUGUCCACAAACCAGCCUAAACUCAAGGUCUUCAGCAGCCUCGCUUCCAGCCCCGAGCUACCGUUGCCUGUCGCCUCUGCGAAGGACGAUAAACCGACGAUAAAUCUGAUGGAUUAUUCCAACUUCCUUUUGAAGGUCAUCUCUCAUGGAACAGCCAAGCAUUUAGGCACAGGACCUCUGAUCAGCGAGAAACAUUCCAUCAUCGCCCAGGCAGAGUGUGAAUCUCAAGACUCACAGGAAUUCUGUCCCAACAGCAGACAUAAAAACACCUACAGCAACCUCAGGGCAGCCCUGUCCUUACCCCAAGGCUCGGUUUCUCAUCGGAAGCCCAGGAAAAAGCGACGAAAGAGACAGCGGAGGAGAGUUUCCCAAAGGGAGGGACAACAGAGGGACGGAGGGAGCGAGAGAGAGAGAGACAGAAGAGUUAAUAGAGUGCCACAACAGGACAGCGGAGAGCUUGAAUGUAGCUACAUCAGCACAGAAAGCCUGUCUGUGCAGGAGACAGCGGAGUCAUCCUGCUCCCUUCACCCGGGCCUCAUUUCCACUCAGCUAUCUAACCAACCAUGGGAGUGCCUUUUCGCUCCUCCGCAUGACCCGCCGUCCUAUAGCCAGGAGAGCGAGCGCUCGCUAGACCCCGAUUCGCCGUUCAUCAGCGAAGCCGAAUGCAGACUCGCGCUAGCAGGCCUCAGGAACAACGUCUCACAGGCCGAGUGUUCGUUCGCCCCGGCGUUCGCCAGACAGUUGGUCCGGGACCUGAACGCCAGAGAAGAAAAAGAGGACAGAGAGGAGGAGCUGGAAGAGAGCGACACAAACGAAGGGAUUCUCUUUAAAGAGGAGCUACAGCCACAGGACUAUGAAUAUCGAGAGGGAAGGGAUUACGAGCUCUGUGAUUUACUAAAGCAAGGAUCGUUCGGAGAGGUCUACAGCAUCAGGGACAAAUCUAGCGGCUUUGUGUGUGCUGCCAAAAAGGUGCCGUUAGAACGUUUCAGAAGUGAGGAGGUGGGCUCGUGGAGUGCCCUACAGUCUCCUCACGUGGUGGAAUUGUUCGGAUUUGUCCGAGAGGGUCGGUCCGUCAUCCUGUUCAUGGAUCUCAAACCAGGCACUCUGGGGCAAUCGUUGGCAGAAAGGGGUCGCUUGCACGAGGAUCUCUCGCUGCACUACAUGCACCAGGUCCUGGGGGCACUAGAGCACCUACACAAGCGGCGCAUCCUUCACCUGGAUGUCAAAGCGGAUAACGUGUUGCUGUCUGAAGACGGGAAAAACACGUUCCUGUGUGACUUCGGCGAGUCAGAGCGACUAGACCUGAACGGAUUCAGUCCGUUUCAAGCUCUGAAGGGGACAGAGACUCACAUGGCUCCUGAGGUGGCACGUGGAGAGAAGCGCUGUGCCAAGGCGGAUAUAUGGAGCAGCUGCUGCAUGCUACUGCACAUGCUCAACGGCUGCCAGCCAUGGACGCGCUACUACUCUCGCCCUCUCUACCUCAAAAUAGCCGAAGAGCCGCCGCCCCUGAGAGAGAUACCUCCUGACUGCAGCCCGCAUACUGCUGAUGUCAUCAAACUGGGACUGCAUGGAGACCCGAGCCGAAGAGCCUCAGCCAAGGAUCUUAGAGUUCAAACAGCGAAAGCACUUAAACAACUGGGAGGUCUUCAGAGCCCAGCAAGGGGAGGAGCUUAUCAAGAGCCAAUUAGGAAGCCAGAAAGGUGUGUGCCCAGCCCCUUCUCCAAUAGCUCUGUGCAGCAGUGGAUGGGCCCAGGGCAGGAGCAGAGAGAGCGGGCUGGACCGAGGGCCGAGCCGAGGGCCGAGCCGAGGUGCCGUAAACAACAAGUGGAAAAACAGGAUGACGUGAAGGAGGAGAACGACAGGGAUGAAAAGGUCGUGUCGAGAAAGGAGAGUUACCUCACUCCAUCCUCGCCCGUCUACUUUCAUUCUCCACCACCCGAAUCCUACAAACCCACAGAGCAGGAGCUCCGCAAACUCGAGAGGGAAUUUUUCCUGAGCAGUCUUUCUCAGCCGCAUUCGGUUGAGCUGCAGGAGCAACUUCUUUCUUGCCUGGGUAGUGACUGCCUUUCUAACAGAGAGCCAGGAGACAAAAAGGAUUCUGGCCGAUGGUCACUCGGCACCGGGGACGACCUCAGCUCGGGUGUGUUUUCCUACAACAGCCAAUCAGAUGGCCAGAGCUUCAGUAUGGAUUGGCUUGGUCCCGCCCACCAGCCCCCAUCUCGCUGCUUUGAGGGAGUGGACGUUUGUAUCAGGGACUUCAACGGGCGAUGCCUCCGUAUCCGUGAAACCCCCCGUGCGAAAGUGGGUCACAUCGCCAUAGGAAUCAGUGAGCAGAUCUCAGAGAGCGUGUUCAGUCUGCAGAGCGAGGACGGUUCUGUGGUGUCCCACGAUAAGCAAGUACAGGAAGCCGGUCUCUUCCUGCGCUGUGUCCGCGCCCCUGAUCCCUCUCACGUCCAACAGCAACGACAAGCUUCCUGCUGCUACAUGCCAUGGAGCUGGAGGAUCAGGGACGGAAAGCUGGAGACCAGGAACUAAUGUCUUUAUUAUCUUCUCUGCUGUCUGUCAUUUACGCAUUUCACUUUUUAUAUGAUCUCGUCUUGCACUUAAACAUUCCUCAACUUAGAUCCUCUUAUAUUGCCUGUAUUUUAUGUUUACCUGCCAGCACGUUUGCGAAUUUUUUAAGCGCCGCUUCCGAUAUGCCACGAACUUAUUGAUUUUAAAUUCUUAGUGUGAACUGUGAGGUGGGAUGUAGUAGCCUAAUGGUUAAGGCGUUGGACUACUGAUACUGAAGGUCAUGAGUUCGACUCCCAGGUCCACCAAGCUGCCACUGCAGGGCCCCUGAGCAAGGCCCUUAACCCUCAAUUGCUCAGGUGUAUAAAUUGAAAUAAAAUGUAAGUCGCUCUGGAUAAGAGUGUCUGCUAAAUGGGAGAAAUGUAAACGUCUCAAUGUUAAAAUAACGGUUUUACUGAUGUUUGUGUAUUUUAGGAACUCAUAGCCUCAAAUUUCAUUUCUGACAAUCAAUCAAAGUCAGUACAUAUGCUUUCAUUUCUGAUCAGACAAAUCAGCACGCUUUAUUUUUCAUCGUAUUAUCUACAAUGCAAUAUGUCUUCUUGCCUCAUCAUGUGUCAGUGCAGCAAAUAAACCCUGUGAUGCAUCAA
Messenger RNA from Tachysurus vachellii, 3319 nucleotides. RefSeq names its product mitogen-activated protein kinase kinase kinase 14a (gene map3k14a). The record is from RefSeq and is a predicted model, not a curated record. NCBI's taxonomy places the organism in Eukaryota, Metazoa, Chordata, Actinopteri, Siluriformes, Bagridae. Gene Ontology annotation, molecular function: protein kinase activity; ATP binding. Gene Ontology annotation, biological process: positive regulation of canonical NF-kappaB signal transduction; protein phosphorylation. The transcript is spliced from 16 exons. Bases 117 to 2696 code for a protein of 859 amino acids.